Messenger RNA from Paramecium sonneborni, 2750 nucleotides. NCBI's taxonomy places the organism in Eukaryota, Ciliophora, Oligohymenophorea, Peniculida, Parameciidae. The record is from the annotation of a GenBank genome assembly.
AUGAAUUACACAAAUGAAUAAUAAGGAGAUCUAGAUAAAGUUUUUGCAGAAGCUAAAGAUGUUGAUGAAUAUAUCUUCGAUGUGAUAAUUGAGAUUUUUCGAAAAAAUAAGAUUUCAGAUAGUUUAGGUUAUCUAUUUAUGUAUGAGAAUCAAAAGAAUUAGGAAUAAUUUAUGUUACAAGUAGAGAACCUAUCAUUUUUUGAUAAGUAAAAGAAGCUUAAUUUUAAAAGUAAUCAUGUGAAAAUAAUCACAAAUAUUCUCAAAUAAAUUAAAGAUCAUGACUUUAAUAAAAAUAAUUAUUCUUCUAAGGAAUAUUAAGAAAUUAAAUAAGAUAUAAUAGAAAAAAUUGCUAAGAAUAAGAAUGACAUUUUAUUAUUAAAAUUUUUAGUUUCCCUCACAGCUAUUGAUAGCCAAUUCAUAGUAUGCGGAUCAAAUUCAUUUCACUUAUUAGUUAAGAUGAAGAUUGAUCUUAGCAACCAAUUUUUUCAAGAUAUUAAAAUAUAGAAUACUUCCAUAAUGAGAGCAAAUUUAGUCAGAUGCAAUUUGAGUGGUUCCAUGUUUGAGAAUGUAAAUAUAAGUGGGAUAAAUUUGAAUGGAUCAUAAUUAUUUAAUUGUAAAUGGAAGAAUAUUUAAAUACAAGAGUUGAAUAAAUUAGAAGGUCAUAGUAAGGCUGUGCGAUCAAUUAGUUUCUCUCCUGAUGGUACUACAUUAGCAUCUGGUAGUGAAGAUAAGUCUAUCCAAUUGUGGGAUGUUAGGACAGGAUAAUUAAAAGCCAAAUUUGAUGGUCAUAAUAAAUGGGUAUCAUCAGUUUGCUUCUCUUCUGAUGGAGCUACAUUAGCUUCUGGUAGCUGGGAUAAUUCUAUCUAUUUAUGGGAUAUUAAGACUAGAUAGAAAAAAGCUAAAUUGAAUGGUCAUACUCAUUAUGUCUAAUCAAUAUGUUUCUCUUCUGAUGGUUCUACUUUAGCAUCUGGUAGUUGGGAUAACUCAAUACUUUUUUGGGAUGUAAAGACAAAAAAAAUAAAAGCUAAAUUGGAUGGUCAAACUCAUUAUAUCCAAUCAAUAUGCUUCUCUCCUGAUAGUAGUACAUUAGCCUCUACUAGUAGAGAUGACUAUAUAUGUUUAUGGAAUGUUAAUACAAGAUAAUAAAAAGCCAGAUUGUAUGGUCACACUAAAGGAAUCCUAAAAGUUUGUUUUUCCAAUGAUGGUACUACAUUAGCAUCGGGUAGUUCCGAUUGCUCUAUUCGUUUAUGGGAUGUAAAUACAGGAUUAUAGAAAUUAUAAUUGGAUGGUCAUUAAAAUUCAGUAAUUUCAGUUUGCUUCACUUUUGAUGGUACUACAUUAGCAUCCAGUAGUUUAGAUUUCUCUAUUCAUUUAUGGGAUGUAAAUACAGGAUAAUAAAAAUGCAAAUUAGAUGGUCAUACUAGUUAUGUAUUAGCCCUAUGCUUCUCUCCUGAUGGUAGUAUAUUAGCAUCUGGUAGUGCAGAUAACUCCAUCAAUUUAUGGGAUACUAGGAUUUGUUAUUCAAAAAACAAUUUGGAUGGUCAUUCUGAUCAAGUUUAGUCAGUAUGUUUCUCUCCUAAUGGCACUAUAUUAGCAUCUGGAAGUACAGAUUAAUCAAUCAGUUUAUGGGAUAUUAAGACAGGAUAAUAAAAAGCUAAAUUGGAUGGUCAUAGCAACACAGUUUAGUCAGUAUGUUUCUCUCCUGACAGUACUUUAUUAGCAUCUGGUAGUGCAGAUAACUCUAUACGUUUAUGGGAUGUUAAAAUCGGAUAAUACAAAUCUAAAUUGGAUGGCCAUAGUAAUACAGUCUAUUCAGUAUGUUUCUCUCCUGAUAGUACUUUAUUAGCAUCUGGUAGUGCAGAUAACUCUAUCUGUUUAUGGGAUGUUAAGACAGAAUAAUAACAAGCUAAAUUGGAGUGUCAUAAUAGCAAUACAGUGUAUUCAGUAUGUUUUUCUCCUGACAGUACUAUAUUAGCAUCUGGUAGUGAAAAUAACUCUAUUAGUUUAUGGGAUCUUAAGACAGGAUAAUAAAAAACAAUUUUGGAGGGUCAUAACAAUAAAGUUUAUUCAGUAUGUUUCUCUCCUGACGGUACUACAUUAGCAUCUGGUAGUGUAGAUAACUAUAUUAUUUUAUGGGAUAUUAAGAAAGGAUAAUAAAAAGCCAAAUUAGAUGAUCAUAGUAAUAUUGUCUAUUCAGUAAUUUUCUCUCCUGACAGUACUACAUUAGUAUCUGGAAGUGCAGAUAAUUCUAUCCGUUUAUGGAAUAUUAAGACUGGAUAAUAAAAAGCGAAAUUGGAUGGUCAUUGCAAUACAGUCUACUCAGUAUCCUACUCUUCUGAUGGUAUUACAUUAGCAUCUGGUAGUGCAGAUAUGUCUAUUCGUAUAUGGGAUGUUAAAAAGGUAAAGUAAAUUGAAUCUGUGGAUGAAUGUUAAAAAGAUAUUUUAACAUAAUUUAAAACUCCUUUAUCUUAAAUCUAUCCUCUUCCAAAAAUUGGUACAAAUAUAUAUAUUAUCUAGUUAGUACUAAUAUAACAAUACUUCGUAUAUCUUAAACACCCUUAUUUUAAGCAUAAGAUGCAAUAAUUUAAUAGGGAGAAUUUCUUAAUUACUAAGGCCGAGAUAUAAGAUCACUAUUUAAAUCUAAAGGAAGUUUCUUUAUGGAAAGUUAAUUGCAAUUAUCAGAAAAUGGAGAAAAAAAAAGUUAAAUAGAAUAAUCGUAAAAAAGAAAUGAUAAUUUUACAAUAUCAUGA